This is a messenger RNA of Hemicordylus capensis (graceful crag lizard), 3311 nucleotides long. Its product is annotated as scaffold attachment factor B1-like. Gene Ontology annotation, cellular component: nucleus. The record is from RefSeq and is a predicted model, not a curated record. NCBI's taxonomy places the organism in Eukaryota, Metazoa, Chordata, Lepidosauria, Squamata, Cordylidae. Bases 147 to 3074 code for a protein of 975 amino acids. The transcript has 21 exons. Gene Ontology annotation, biological process: regulation of mRNA processing; regulation of transcription by RNA polymerase II. Gene Ontology annotation, molecular function: RNA binding; sequence-specific DNA binding.
GCCGGCCACCCCUCCGCUCUACGCACGCGUACUUCAUCGGCUUGUCCCGGGUCUCCUCUCACGCAGCCGCCAUUUUCUCUGUUGCGGUAGAGCUUCCGAGUAACCUUCGGGAAAAGAAACGAGCGAGUUUCUUAUUAUUAUUAUCCAUGGCGGCGGAGAACCCGCCCGGGCUCGCUGGAGAGGCGGCAAUUCCCCUCAGCGGCGGCGGCUCGGAGGGCCUUGGAAGCGGGGCGACGACGCGGCGCCUGAACGAACUGCGGGUGAUUGACCUGCGAGCCGAGCUGAAACGCCGCAACUUGGACAGCAGCGGCAACAAGAGCGUCCUUCUCGAACGCCUCCGGAAGGUGAUUGAGGAGGAAGGGGGAGACCCUGAUGAAAUUCCGGUAGUCUCAGAAAUAACCCCUAAGAAAGUGCCCAAGAGAAGCAGCAAAGGGCGUAAACCAGAGGAAGAUGGAGUUGAAGACAAUGGUCUUGAGGAAGACUUUGGAGAUGGGCAGGAGGAUAUUGAAGCAAGUUUGGAUAAUUUGCAGGAUAUUGACAUGAUGGAUAUUAGUGUGUUAGAUGAAGCUGAUGUAGAUAACGGCAGUGUGGUAGGCUGCCGAGAGGAGGAUGACAGUGCUGAGAGUAGACUUGACUUGCUCUCGGAUAGUAACGGAAAGGCUGGUGCGGAAAGGAGAGGACUCCCAGAACAGCUUGCAGGAUGUCCUGCAGGUCACAUGGAGGCGCCUCCGCAUUUGCCAGACAUUACGGAAGAAUCGAGAGAAAUACCAGUAGCCAUGAUAGAAGGUGAUGAUGCCGGAAACACUUCGGAGGUGGCAGCCUCUGACUUUACGAAUGUAAAGGAACUUGAAGAGUUUCCUUUGGACUCAGAAAAUGAGAAAGUGCUCGACAUUUUGGGUGACACUUGUAAAUCUGAGCCCCUUAAAGAAGACACUUCUGAAGCGGAGCAGGCACAGGAAGUGAAUGACCCGUUGCCGGGCAAAAAGGCGGAAGAGGAUGAGGAAGACGCGCUUGCCGAUGCCGCUCGGGCGGAGGAAGACCUUUUAGAUACGAACAGCCAAUCAGGCCAGGCUGUGGCCAGGAAGCAAGAAGAGGAGGAGGAAGAGGAAGCGAAGCACUUAGUGGUAGCGAAAGGGGAGACGAGCGAGGAGACAGUAGAGGAAGCCAAACUGGACUGUGACUCUUUAGCGGUAGAGAGCAGGAAUGGUGGAGGUGGUGAGAGUAGCAGAGCAGCCCAAACUCUGGAGGCCGGUAGUGAGGCAACUGCGGAGACGGACGCAGGUCCCCAGGUUGUUAGCCAAGAUGCCGCGAAGACAGAAGAGAAGGCUAAUGUUGAGGAAGACUCCUCUGCCACUAGAGAGGCCUCUGCCAAAGAGGGUGGUGAUCAAAACAUGAGCUCUAAUGAGGAUACAGAGGCUAAAAGUGCUUCCAAGGAUGAGAAGGGUCGCACUGCUGCGAGUUCUGGCAGAAACCUGUGGGUUAGCGGACUUUCUUCUUCGACCAGAGCUACAGACCUGAAAAACCUCUUUAGCAAAUAUGGAAAGGUGGUGGGUGCAAAAGUGGUGACAAAUGCCCGCAGCCCUGGCGCCCGCUGCUACGGCUUCGUCACCAUGUCUUCGUCUGAAGAAGCGACAAAAUGCAUCAGCCACCUUCACAGAACGGAGCUGCACGGGAAAAUGAUCUCUGUGGAAAAAGCCAAAAAUGAACCUGCUGGGAAAAAGGCAUCUCUGGAAAAGAAAGAGAGUGAGGCGAAUAAAGAGAAGGACAGGCACCACUCUACGGAUUCCAGAUCGGAAAAGGGUCUUAGCCUUAAAAGAGAAGAAAAGGCAGACAAGAAGGAUGACCCCAAGAAGCCAGAAGAAACAGAUGACGGAGAAAAGAAAGAAGGAAAAGAAACGGAUGAGCCCAGGACGGAACCCUCAGACUGUGCACCGUCUGAUAAAUCAGCAAGUCAAGGAGCAGAGCGGACAGUUGUCAUGGAUAAGUCCAAAGGAGAGCCGGUCAUUAGUGUGAAAACCACAACCACAUCAAAAGAAAGAAGCACAAAGAGCCCUGACCGCAAGUCGGAGAGCAAAGAGAAACAAGACAUUCUGUCAUUUGAUAAAAUCAAAGAGCAACGUGAACGGGAGCGGCAGAGGCAGCGAGAGCGAGAAAUCCGGGAGACGGAACGCCGGAGGGAGCGGGAGCGGCGGGAGCGAGAGCAGCGCAUCCAGGCCGACCGCGAAUGGGACGUGAGGCAGAAGCUCCAGCGAGAGCGGGAUCGGCUGGAGUUGCAGCGACAGCGCCUGGAGCGGGAGCGGAUGGAGCGGGAGCGGCUGGAGCAGGAGCGCAUUCACAUUGAGCAAGAGAGGAGGCGUGAGCAAGAGCGCAUCCAUCGGGAGCGGGAAGAGCUCCGGCGGCAGCAGGAGCAGCUGCGCUAUGAGCAGGAGCGCCGCUCUACCCUGAAGCGGCCGUAUGACUCAGAUGGGAGGCGUGAUGAUUCGUACUGGCCCGAGGCGAAGCGGAUGGCCAUGAAUGACCGAUACCAUUCAGACUUCAGCCGUCAAGACCGCUUCCACAGCUUUGACCACAGAGAUCGCGGCCGGUACCAGGAUCACGCGGUGGACAGGAGAGAAAGUUCAAGGACAGUCUCAGAUCGAAAUGGGCAGCACUACGACACGCGGCACGGAGGGCCUGAGCGCCACUCCCGGGACUCCAGGGACGGCUGGGGCAGCUACGGGUCCAACAGGAGGCUAAGUGAAGGGCGGGGUUUGCCUCCGCAGUCCCGAGAUGGCCGCGACUGGGGAGAUCAUGGGCGCAAGCUCGAGGGACACCAAGAUCGCUCCUGGCAGGACAGUGUGGAUGGAGGGAUCGUGGGACGGAACCACGAGCGGUGGCAAGGCGGUGAGAGGAGUGUUGCUGGCCAGUCAGGGACCAGUCAUGUGAUGAGCAGAGGAGGAAUGACAGGGCGUGGAGGUUUUGUCCAAAGCAGUACCCAGAACACGGCGGUGCAAGGAGCCGGCGUGCAAGGCAGCUUUGCAGGCCAGGAUCGAACGAACCGGUCCAGCAACCCUCGUUUCACCCGGCGCUAUUGAAGAUUUUUCUUCUUCUCAACAUAAGGUGGCAUCGCCCUCAAUUCUGUUGCCUGGUCACCUUCUUGGACUUUGGCCACUGAACAAAAAUCCACAGCACCCAGUUGUAGCUUGCAUAUGAUGUGAACUCAGUGGUUUCUUUUCCCUUUUCUUUUUUCCUCAGUAUGUUCUUAUCUGGACAAUUUGUUUCUGAGGAAGCAUUCCAUUUUACAUUAAAAAAUAAAUCUGUAUUGUAUCGUG